UUUAUUCAAAUUUUAUUGAUUUUUUUGGAUCGAAUCAAACAUGAUCUUAUCAUUAAUAGAUAAAAGGCAAAUGAAUUCAGCGCAAACGAAUUCUUAUCGUUGAAGAUGUUUUUAGCAACAGAGAAGAUGCAAACUCUCUCGGAAAAAUUGAAAAAAUUAAGGACCGAUUCAUUUGGAAUAAAUGUUAUAUCAUUUUGGAUUUUGGGCCUAUGUAAUAAUUUUGCUUAUGUAGUUAUGUUGAGUGCAGCUCAUGAUAUUUUAGAAUCAUCUACAGCACACAGUAUUAAGUAUCAGCCCCCACAAAUAAAAUUGCAAUUAUCUAAUUCUACAGUGAUUAAUAAACGUUCCUCACUUUAUGAAUGUAACACUAUAUCAACUGGGGCAAUAUUACUUGCAGAUAUAUUACCAACGCUAGUUUUAAAAUUAUUGGCUCCUUUUUUUUUGAUUGCAAUUUCUUAUAACAUUCGAAUUUCAUUUGUCAUUAUGUUUGGAUUCUUAUCAUUAUUGAUUGUCUCUGUGGCUUACAGCACUUGGGAAAAUAUUUUAGGGGUCGUUUUUGCUAGCUUGAGCACUGGCUUAGGCGACUAUUCUUUCCUCAGUCUAUCUUCUUAUUAUCACAAAAACAUACUGUCUGCGUGGGCAUCUGGAACAGGAGCUGCCGGUCUGUUUGGUUCAUUAUCCUAUGCAGGUUUAAUUUCUCUAGGACUGAGUUCUCAAAACACUUUGAUGAUUAUGUUGUUUAUGCCAGUUCUGAUGGGAUUCGCCUUUUUCUGGCUACUUAAUAAACCUGGAUACGUAACAGCGGAUGAUAGUCAAUUAGAAAAUGACCAACAGCCGAGUUCCACUAAGGGUAAAUUUUCCACUUCUUCACUUGAUCUAGUCAAAGAUCAGGAAGACGUUAACAUUAAGGCGGAAAACUCUGCUGAAGCCCCUAAUUUAUACCCGCCACUUCCUCCCAAAUCCAAAACCACAUUCGAUGAUAAUAAAAUUUUACAACCAUCCAAUUCCAAUAUUCCUUCAUCUAGAUCAGGAACUAAUACUAAUUCUAGUAAGUCCAAUUUUGGCGAUAUAAACACAACUAAAAAAUCUCCCUUGCUUCCUAAAAAAGAUGAAAGGCUUUCUUAUUACAAUUCGAGAAGGACUUUCGAUUUUACAGGCCGAAUUGUUAUGAUUUUUCGUUUGUUGCCUUAUAUGCUGCCUCUUGGGAUAGUUUAUUUUUCGGAAUAUUUUAUCAAUCAGGGCUUGUUUGAACUGACUUAUUUUAGGGGCAUAUGGUUGGAUCACUCUAGUCAAUAUCGAUGGUAUCUGGUAGACUAUCAACUCGGAGUAUUUAUAUCUAGAUCAUCUUUCAAAGUCUUGCCCAUGCCAUAUCUAUGGAUUUUCCCCUGCCUUCAGCUUAUUAACGUGUGUAUCUUCUUAGCCAACGUUCACUAUUUCUUCAUUCCGACCAUUUGGAUAGUGUUUGUCUUGAUUUUCUUCGAAGGCUUUAUAGGUGGUGCAGCAUAUGUCAAUACUUUUCACAAAAUUGCUUACGAUCACGAAGACUGCAGCGAAAGGGAAUUUUGUUUGGGAGCAGCUUCUCUAGCCGAUACCACAGGUAUAUCAUUGGCCGGAUUUACAUCUCUUCCGGUUCAUAAUUAUUUUUGCUCCAAGUGACUGGAUAAUUCUAUCGAUUAAAAGAGUAUAUCUCGGGGAAUUGCAAACCUAUUUUACAGAAAAAUUAUAAUCUUACGUAUUUAAUUUUUUAUAGAAUAAAAAUUUGUAGAUUCCAGAGCAUAAUAUUUUUGUUUCUUUCAAAAUAUGUUAAUGCAUUAUAAUAAUUUGUAAAUAUGAAAAUAUAUCACCUAAUUUUGUUUUUUGCAUUAAAGAAGAUAGUCUAAUUUUGAUUUUUACUAAAUUAUAGCCCUUAUAUAAUUGUAGGUAAAUUGAAAUUUUGUUAAUGAUCGUAUAUUUCGAAUAUAUUAUAGAUUAAAAAUAAUUUGAAUUGUCUUUUUUUAUUUCACCUUAAUAUAGGUUUUAUUACUUUUAAUAUAAAAUUUUGGAAAUAUAAUGUUUAUAAUUUUAGAAAUUUUAUUUCAAUCGAUUUUAACCAGUCUUCUCUUUUUUUUUCAGUUGGGUAAAAAAAUUAUAUUUCACAAACCAAAUUUAAUUUACAAAUGCACAUGUAUUUUUAAUAAUGCUGUUUAUAUUAUGCAUAAUAUGUAAAGUAUUUAAAUAUUUAUAUAUAUAAAUUAAUCAAAGUUGUAUAUCUAUAGCCUUGCACGUUCCGUGUAUUAGUAAUUAUUAUACAUAUUAUAUAAUUCCAAAUAUUUAUUUGUUUUAUAUCUUAUAUUAUAAUUGGCGAAUUA
Molecule: messenger RNA, 2348 nt
Organism: Gordionus sp. m RMFG-2023
Lineage: Eukaryota; Metazoa; Nematomorpha; Gordioida; Chordodea; Parachordodidae
Product: battenin-like
Exons: 14
Coding region: 106-1656 (516 amino acids)
Biological process (GO): regulation of intracellular pH; lysosome organization
Cellular component (GO): membrane; lysosome
Source: RefSeq, a predicted model, not a curated record